AACGUCUAGUUGCAGUAAUAAAGAAAUAUUAUCGUCUUAUCGAUCGCCUAUAGGUGUAAAACAUUUAACAUUAAAAUGGAAACUGCAAAGAUUCUAAAGUUUAACAGUGGUGCUACAACAGAAUUGGCUGAUUUAACUCCUGUUAAACCGAGACUAGGCAGAUUUUUAGAUGCUUAUUCACCAGAGCAUCUAAAUUUAACGCCAAAACAUCAACGGAAACUUACACUUGCUGUAGUGACAAAUGAAAACCUUAAUAGUUUACUUACACCUGAAAAACAGCUUAUUAUCAAUGACAAAUGCAGAACUGUCAAGCCACAACAAAAUUUUUGCAAUGUUUGGAGCAACUGCUCUUUUGAGGGCAACCAGAGCUUCCCACGCUUAAACCGGCGAGUAAGACCUAUUAAGAUGGAUCUUGAAACCCCCACUAAAGUGAAGCCAGCAGUUGAUUUAGUAAGAGUUGAUGGUCCGAAUGGACUACGAUUCAACACAUCUCUGGCAGCUGGUGAAGUGGCGGGUUCCCCAGCUCAGUCCCAAACAGACCGUCUGCAACAGUCAAUUAACCCGACAAAGGCAGUAUUCACCAUUGAACCAAACUCAUCUAAAAUUCUCAUUGUCAACAACAAGGCUUGUUCCCUCCUUGGCUAUUCAUCUGGAGAAUUAUGUGAUCUCCGUUUUACUGACCUUUUGAGAAAGAGAAGCAGCAAAACCUUCAAGUUACAUGAUGCAGGAGAUGCUGACAUUUCUGAAGAUGGCACUAUUAUAUUGCUCAGUGGAAAAGUGGUUGAACUUGUGUCAAAAGAUGGUGGUUCAAUCCAAGUUUCGCUUUGGAUAAGACAAUUGGAUAAUGAUGGACCAUGUUUGGUAGUUGCUGAACCAGUGAUAUGUAAAAAUGUUGUGUUGACAAUAGAGGCAGAGACUGGUAUAAUAUUGUCCUGUGACGGUGAUGAUGCAGCGAUGUUAUUCCAAGCUGAUUCAUCUGAGAAAUUAAUUGGUUUGCCUGUUGCAUCCCUCAUACCUUCUAUACAAAUACCUGCAUAUGAUGCGCCUAUGCCUAAAAAUAUAUCGAAACAGAAGGUGACUGGAAGGACAUUAGAUGGUGGUUCAUUUCCUCUUUGCCUUUGGAUAUCCAAACCAAAUGCUGUGGAAUCAGCCACAUGGUCAUCAUUGAAGCCAACCAAAGAGAAGCCUGUAUUCAUAGUGAAUGUUAGGGUAACUUAUAAUGUAAGCGGUCUUCUGGUGGUAGACGAAAAUGGUAUCAUAACAGCUUGUAAUCAACACUUUGCAAUGCUGACUUUUGGCAAGCCCCAUUCUGAAGUUAUCGGUCACCACAUAGAAAAUGUUAUACAGAACUUUUGCCGGGAGGCCGACCUUGUCAAAAUACAGGACAGGAACCGAAACUUGACGCUGUCAGUUAACAAUGAAGAUGAAGAUUCAGCCUCUGACACUGACGAUGAUUCCUGUGAAGCAUUUAACGGCAGUCAAAAAUCGGCUUGCAUGUCACUAAACGUGCAACAGUCAAUGUUAUCGACGACUCGGGAGAAGUCUUCAAGCGCACUGUGUCUCGACAAGUCUUACAGCAUGGUCACCCACACGCCCACGCCCACUCAGGACAUGGUCUCCAGCCUCAGCACUACGGAGCAGAGAAACGACAUGUCGGCUCUGCCCGAUGUCACGUCUGGCAUGUCCGGCAUAUCCAUAGACGACGAGAACUACUGCCAGAGUAGUAUAUCGAAAUCUCGGUCAGAAAAUAUACUUCGAUCUGAACAGUCCAACCAAGUUAAACAGACGCCGACGAAACAAGUCUGUGAAAAAUCUGAUUCGAUAUACUACACGUCCCAGCAUUCGCAGGAGGUCACGCCGACUGGUAAUUCUCGGGUGCGGUUGAACGACACGUCGUUGAGAUUGUCAUUCGAUUCAAGUAAAUACAAAUCUAUUAAAGCCCAAGGAAAAGAGGAUAGGAGCAGUAUAUCAUUGGACUUCUGCGACUCGAACGAAACUAGCGCGGAUUUCCUUACGCCGAUAAAUGAAAUGCCACCGCCCGGCUGCGAAAUAGAAGACCUCCCGAAACAUAAUGGCAACGAUGAGAGUAUCGACAGCUUGAGUAAUGACAAUGAUUUGGAAACGCAAACUGAAUCUGCGCCCAGGAAGAAGUAUGACGAUGACCCUCCUGAAACACCCUGCGCUACGAAACGUGUUCUUCGCACGCACAUAACGACCUCCACGCCUCAACAUACCCGUAACAGCAAGUCUGAACAAUGCGACGCGAACGACUGCGGAUACAAAGACGGCACGUACAAGGGCGUCGUCGUACAUAAAGACGGAACAGAACUUAGCGCGGUGUACACGGUGUCGAGCAUGCAGCUGGCGACGGGCCUGCGCGUGCGCUGCGUGUGGCUGCGCGUGCGCGCGGCCGACGCGGCGCUGGAGCUGGCGCCGCGCCACGCCACGCUGGCCUCCAGCCUCGCCUCCACCGCAGACAACUCGCUCGUGCUCGGUAACAAAUCUGCGAGCAGUCGGCCCCAAUCGAUGUCAUUAAUGAGUCAAGGUGGAGAGGAGCAGAUCGCCGGGGAAUAUAACAAGAAUUAUGUCACACUUAAACAGAUCGGCAAGGGCGCAUACGGGUGUGUAAAGAUGGCGUACCGUCGCGCGGACCGGCUGCUGUGCGUCGCCAAGUUCAUCCUCAAGGAGAAGGUGGGCGUCGCCUUCUGGAGCGACGCGCCCGACGGCCGGCGCGUGCCGCUGGAGCUCAGCCUGCUGCUCACGCUCGACCAUCCCAAUAUCGUUAGCGUGAUCGACGUAUUUGAGAAUGAAAAGUAUUUCCAAAUGGUUAUGGAGAAGCACGGGGCCGGCAUGGACCUUUUCGAGUUUAUCGAACGACGACCAAGACUCGACGAGCCGCUACUCAGCUAUAUAUUUAGACAGAUCGGUCAAGCCGUGGAAUACUUACACUCUCUGAAUAUCUUACAUCGUGAUAUAAAGGAUGAAAACGUGAUUAUCGACAAUAAAUUCCACGUAAAGCUCAUUGAUUUUGGCUCGGCAACUUUCAUGAGCAAAGAUACACUGUUCGCGACCUUCUACGGCACUACAGAGUACUGCAGUCCAGAGGUGUUAGCAGGCAACAAAUAUGCAGGUCCUGAAUUGGAGAUGUGGUCAAUGGGGAUAACUUUGUAUGUAUUGACAUUCUUUGUUAACCCGUUCUCCGACAUUGAGGACACAAUACAGGGACCACUCACCUUCCCUCAAGUUGUUUCAGAAGAUCUGGAGCAACUACUGCGCUGGAUGCUUUGCAAGGAGCCGCUGCAGCGCUGCACGGUGGCGCAGCUGAUGGCGCACGCGUGGCUGCGACAACCCGUCGCCAUUGACAACUACGUCUUCCAAGAUGUCGUCGAUUGUGAUCGUCACGAAGCGAACCCUGAAAUGUACUUUAGUGGCAGUUUGGGCUCCCCGCGCUCUGCAUCUCCCGUAUCUCUAGCUGACCCUCUUGCUAAAGAGCGCUCGCACCCGUCGGAGCAGGUGGCGCGCUCGGACAAGCAGCUGUGCCGCGACGAGCCCAAGCGCGGCUCCGUGGCGCUGCACGCGCUGUCCGCCGAGCGGGACGCGCACUCCGACAACUACAGCCUCCGGUCGUCGGCAGACAUAUUAGACAUUUCGUCGAAACCGGUAUCUGAUGCGGCGCUCACUGACAUCAGCUCGGAUGCUACCGGCCACGCCGCCUGUGACAUCGACUACGAUUGUGACCAGUACGAAUGCGACAGCUGGGAUGAAUGCGAGCAGGAUAGCUUCUCUUAGAAACGACCGUGCGAGAAAAAAUAUAGAUAAAUUUACCAUGGCUGAAGUAUUGAUUUGAUUUGAGUUGUUGAUUCACUGUUGCGAGUGUCGUAACAAUAUUUCGCUAAAAGUGUCAUUUGAUGCGAUUUUUGGUAGUUAAAUGUCAAUGUGUGCGGGCUACAUGGUCUUGUUGUUACAACACAGGAAUAUCAUAUCGCUUCAUGCUAAAGAGUAAGAAGUUAUAAUUAAAUAUUGAGUAUUAAUUGCCAAAAGAUACAAAUAAAUUACGGUCUGUAGUAUAUUAUAUUUAUUCACAUUACAAAUCAAGCUUAGUUUAAGAAACAUUCUUGGAUGAAUUUUUAUGCUUAUCGCAUUGAUAAUUAAUGUUGUAAAUGUUGAUGUGAAUAUCGACAUGUCAACAGUAGUGAAAAUACCUUUUUUUCCUUGCCAGAGUAUGGAAUCACCAUGUCUUAUAUUAUAAUUAUCAAUGACAUAUUAAGUAAUUUUGUUCCUAUAAUUCCGCCCUACAAUCCAAUUUUUGGACUUAUAUUGCCAAAUUAUUUAAUAUCAUUUAACAUAUACAUUCAUUUUAGUAUAAUAACACCUUGUACCUUUAGAUCACAGACUGCUUAUAAUAUAGUUACAUUUAUUGACCAAUCCUUAGACUCGUAUAGUAGGUAGAUAAUUAUUUUUAAUUUUCAAUUAUAUUUUUUUAACAUAAAAUUUGAAUAUUUAAAUAAUUCAAUCACUUCAGUAUUAAGAUAUACAAAAAUUUCGCCUAAUUAGAUAGAAAAAUGAUCUUGUUCUGAAUUAUUUAUUAGGAAUUGAUAAAACCAUUGCAUUAAUGUAGCCAAAUAUUAGAACGCAAUUACAAUAUUUUUAAUAUAACAAAUAUAUAAUUACAAAGUCGGCAGUCUUGGAAUUUGUUUUUUGAUAUUUUUUUCUCUCAUAUAUUUUUUUUCUCUCAUAAUUGUUAAUGACAAUAUUGGUUUUUUGUACGUACUAUAUAUGUUUACCGCAUAAUAUAAUUAAUUGAGUAAGAAAGGAGAGUCGUAUCGGAUAAUUACUUAAAAAAAAAUGUAAUGAGACAUUUCAAUGCAUUUCGGGCAUUAGUUUUCUAGGUCUAUCUGUCAUUGUGCCACUUGCUCACUACAAUAAAUUCAAGUAAAAAUAAGCCAGAUCUUAAAAUUUCAAAACUGAGAUCACAUCACGCUAUGUGCCUUUUUACAAUUUUUUUUAAUAGUACAUAAAUUAACUGUUAAACCAUUCCAGAAAAAAAACAUUCGUACAGAACCAGUUUCUAUAUUUUUUAAUAACUUUAUCAAUUGGUGAGUCAAAUCGAAUUAUGGAUACAGAAUACAAAUUCUAAGAUGCCGAUUUUAGAACUAUUCAUCUUUAUAAAACUUCUAAAUUUAUAAUUUGCUACAUAUCGGUGCAGAUUCUCUUGUACACCAACUUAACUAAAUUAACCUGACUAGGCUUAAAGAACUGCUCUGUUAUUUCUCUGUUUGUGGCUGAAAAGGUUAUUAUGAAAUAACUAGUUAAAUUAACUAGUAUGUUGUUUUCCAGUUCCUAGAACAUUUAUCAAAGUCAGAUUAACUAGUUUGACUUCAAACAGCAAGAUCAUUGGUCGGCAGCCGAUGACGACAUACCAGUUAACCAAUGAGCGUUAAAGUUUUUAGUCAUAUUAGUUAAUCUCAGUUUGCUCAACUUCUAAGAUACGGGUGGUGUGUAUAAUAGAAUCGGCACUACUGAUAAGAAAUAUCCUAGUACAGGAAUUAAAUUAAUAUCAUAUAUUGAAUAAAUGUAAUUACUAAUUAAUUAUCCCCAUUGAAGAUGUCUCGACUCCUUUAAUUAAUGACUGAAUGAUGAAAUCCUCGACUUUUAUUUAAUGUGAUAAGAAACAAAGCUUUACCCAUUCAAUCACGAGUAUUAUGAUAUAAAAUUAUAAACAUUGAUAGAACUUUUCCAUUACAUAUAUCCCUAUAUUAAGUUCAUGAUCUUUCCUUUUGUUUACAUAAGAACGAUAAACAUUUGAUAUUUAAACCAAUGUUUGUUGUUCCUAUACUUCCAUAGUCAAAAAUAUUUAACUAAUCUAAUAUUAUAUCCAUUCUGACACUUAUAACAUUUUAAAAGUAUUUUACCCAUAAAUGUAAUAUCGAAUCUUAUGAUUAAAUAGUAUAAUCAGAAUUAGGACAAUACAUUAGUAUUUUCUUACAUUAAAUAGUUUUAAAGUAAGAUUUCGAAAAGAACCAAUUAUUUAUUUGUAGACUACAUUGUAAAUAUCAUAAUGUAAUUUGUUACAUAUCUGUGUUGGGUUCAAUUUUAUAUAGAUUAAAAAGGAUGCAGGUGUCCACUGUAUUAAUAUUUAAAAGUAAAAUUUUGUUGCAAGUCAUCAAAAUGAUUGCCUAAACUCUAGUCAUAUGAUAUGAAAAGUUUGGUUAUAAUUUAUCUUUUUUAUUCAAUAAAUAAGUAAAUAAUUAUCUCAUGAGUCUUACCAAAAGCUGAACAAAAUCAUAAUUAUUAUUAAGUUAAUAAACUCUUGAAAGUCUGAUUUAUUUAUAAAUGCCUAAUUCAUGAUAUAAACAAUAUUUUAUUAUUUUAUGUAUCUGUGGACACAUGUGAAGUUUUCUUAUGUUGAUUUUUUUUAAAUAGAUGCGUAUAUUUAAAUUUGUAUUGUAUUGUAUGUAGACUCGGCCAAAAUUCCUUAGAAAAUAUCAAUUUUAUGCAAUGUACAUGCGCAGACUUAUUGUUAAUUAUCUCAAAUAAUUAAUCUAGGAUCGAAGAUAACUUUGCACAAAUUAAAUUCCAAACGAACUCUUUUAGCGACAUAGUUGUCUUCGCUUCUUAUUUAAUUAAUAGAAUUAUAUUUUUGUAGUUCUCAUUAUGAUUUAAUAGAUGAAAGUAGUGAUUAAUUAUUGUCCGACGCGUCCGUUUUUGACUAGUGCCUUACGGCGGACGGCGGUUACGUUGCUGGGUGUAGAACAUUGUGACCAUUCAUCAUAAUAAAAAUUCAACGCUACU
Molecule: messenger RNA, 6792 nt
Organism: Vanessa atalanta (red admiral)
Lineage: Eukaryota; Metazoa; Arthropoda; Insecta; Lepidoptera; Nymphalidae
Gene: Pask
Product: PAS domain-containing serine/threonine-protein kinase
Exons: 22
Coding region: 76-3789 (1237 amino acids)
Biological process (GO): negative regulation of glycogen biosynthetic process; protein phosphorylation; intracellular signal transduction
Cellular component (GO): cytoplasm; cytosol; nucleus
Molecular function (GO): protein serine/threonine kinase activity; ATP binding
Source: RefSeq, a predicted model, not a curated record